This is a messenger RNA of Coprinopsis cinerea okayama7#130, 1148 nucleotides long. RefSeq lists its product as hypothetical. Gene Ontology annotation, cellular component: membrane. Bases 33 to 1034 code for a protein of 333 amino acids. The transcript is spliced from 11 exons. Gene Ontology annotation, biological process: lipid metabolic process. The record is from RefSeq and is a predicted model, not a curated record. NCBI's taxonomy places the organism in Eukaryota, Fungi, Basidiomycota, Agaricomycetes, Agaricales, Psathyrellaceae. Gene Ontology annotation, molecular function: oxidoreductase activity, acting on the CH-CH group of donors.
CGACUGCUCAAGUCCACAUUGUGUAGGACAAUAUGGCCCCCACACACGUACUCGACAAAUACUACCUUCUCAUAACGUUUCUGGUUACGCUGGGAUACCAGUUGCUUGGGUUCGCCAUUGCAUGGACUUUGCAGUUUGAUAAGAUUACUGACCUUACGGGUGGAUCUAACUUCUUCAUCUUGGCCCUGCUCACACUCUUGCUUGGCAACACGUUCUACACUCGAAACAUUGUUGCGAGCGUCCUCGUAAUGGUAUGGGCAAUCCGACUGGCAGGUUUCCUCCUGUUCAGAGUUAUCAAAAUGGGAAAAGACAGUCGCUUUGACGAUAUUCGUUCUCACUUCUUCAAAUUCCUAGGGUUCUGGAUAGCUCAGAUUCUAUGGGUUUGGGUGGUCUCCCUCCCCAUAAUAAUCCUCAACUCUCGAGCUGUCUCCGAUCCCGCAGUCGGUGGAUCCAACCCAGAGUUUGGGACCUCGAGAGACAUUGCGGGGAUUGUGGUGUGGGCUGUCGGGUUUAUUAUUGAAAGCGUCGCUGACGCCCAGAAGUACUGGUACAAGUCAAGCGGAAAGAUUCCCAAGGGUUCUCCUAUGCGGAGAGGACUUUGGGCUUGGUCUCGACAUCCACCUUACUUUGGAGAGAUGCUUUGUUGGUGGGGCAUCUGGAUGCUAUGCCUGUCUCCGAGCACCAAUGGCGACCUACCAUCUUCAGCAAGAGCCGCCCAGCACGGAUCUGUCGUGUCACCUCUGUUCACCUUCCUGGUCCUCAUGUUUGGUUCCGGAAUACCGACCGCUGAGAAGCCAACAGCAGAAAAGUUCUACAAGAUGGCUCAAAAGCCUGACGCAGACGAGGCAGAAGCAAACGCGUGGAAGAACUACCAGGAAUACCUUGAAUCAACGUCCAUCUUGAUUCCAAUACCCCCAGUUCUAUAUCGACCUCUACCGAAGGUGUUAAAGAGAACGCUAUUGAUGGACUUCCCAUUUUUCCAAUUCGAAGAGAAGCAAACGAGGUCGGAUUCGCAAGGGUUGCUGCAGGAAUGAGCUCACACCUCGACUCGAGAUCAAUAGAUCGUCCAGUUUGCUACUUUACGCCGUUAUGAAUCAUGAUUCUGUUGUAGUAUAAUUAAGACGAUAAUUGAGCAGUGCUGAAUCUGA